AUGGAUGAUAGAAGAUUUUAUCCCGAUCAAGCCCCUUUUCUGGCCAAAAGUAUCUUCAGACCCGAUGGAUCAAUUAAAUUUGAUCCGAUUCUUUCUGAUCAAAGGUAUUCCUUUGUCGUCAACCUACUUGGCAAUAGUCAUUGGCGGGAAAGAAUUACAACGGUUGCAGACUUUGGAUGUUCAGAUUUAUCUUUCUACCGAGUGCUGAGGAGUCUCAGGUUCCUCAAAUCUGUGUAUUUGGUGGAUAUUGAUGAAGAACUCCUGAAAAACAAUCGGCAUCGAGCACAACCAAUUAAUAAUGACUUCAUCCAGAAGAGGGAUACUCCUUUCCGGGUGGAAGUCCUUCGGGGAAGUGUUGAUUGCUUCUGCGACAAAAUGAAUAAUUUGGAUGCUUUUGUUGCUAUUGAAUUGAUUGAGCAUUUGUAUCCAGAGGAACUUGAAAGACUGCCUUACAAUGUGUUCCAUCUAAUUAGACCCCAAAUAGCCAUCUUCACAACUCCAAACUCUGACUUCAACAUCCUCUUUGCCACCCUCCCAGCACAAAAAUUCCGGCACGAUGACCACAAGUUUGAGUGGAGCAGGGAGCAAUUCAGGGAGUGGGCUGACAAUCUCACAGAGAGAUUUCCAGAUUACAGUGUCGAUGUGCAGGGCAUUGGACCGGCUCCUGAAGGAUCAGAAGAGGACUAUGGAUGUUGCAGUCAAGCGGCUAUUUUUGUCAGGAGGCCAGAUUCUGCCGUGGAAAUUAAUCCGCAGGAGAUUCAAGAGUACAAUGGUGGAGCCAAGAUUCAGAAAUAUGAUAUUAUCUUAGAAUGUGAUUAUCCUUUUGAUGAACGCUCGAGGGAACAAAAGAUAACAGAUUGUGCGAUGUAUCAAAUCAAUCGGAUGGAGCAUAGACGUCGAAUGGACAAGGAGGACGAAUAUGAUAGCUUCAGACUCGAGAUUCCGUUGGAGAGACUGGUGGAAGAGGUUUCUGGAGAAGUUUCAACGACCGUGGAGGAACUUGAAGUACUCCUAAAGGCGAAGAAUCUCCAGAUUGAGGAAGGAACUGUCAUUGUGGUGUCUGAUGACGAGGAAUAUGAUGAGUAUCAAGAGGAAUUUGGAGAAUUUGAAGAUUAUGAAGACUAUGAUUGAAUCUAUGAA
Messenger RNA from Phlebotomus papatasi, 1140 nucleotides. It is a transcript of the gene Hen1, whose product is annotated as small RNA 2'-O-methyltransferase. Bases 1 to 1131 code for a protein of 376 amino acids. The transcript is spliced from 5 exons. NCBI's taxonomy places the organism in Eukaryota, Metazoa, Arthropoda, Insecta, Diptera, Psychodidae. Gene Ontology annotation, cellular component: cytoplasm; nucleus. Gene Ontology annotation, molecular function: O-methyltransferase activity; RNA methyltransferase activity. The record is from RefSeq and is a predicted model, not a curated record. Gene Ontology annotation, biological process: siRNA processing; piRNA processing; RNA methylation.